This is a messenger RNA of Mus caroli (Ryukyu mouse), 1767 nucleotides long. RefSeq names its product ArfGAP with dual PH domains 2 (gene Adap2). Gene Ontology annotation, biological process: heart development; positive regulation of GTPase activity. The record is from RefSeq and is a predicted model, not a curated record. Gene Ontology annotation, molecular function: phosphatidylinositol bisphosphate binding; phosphatidylinositol-3,4,5-trisphosphate binding; GTPase activator activity. Gene Ontology annotation, cellular component: plasma membrane; intracellular membrane-bounded organelle; cytoplasm. NCBI's taxonomy places the organism in Eukaryota, Metazoa, Chordata, Mammalia, Rodentia, Muridae.
UGGGCGGGGCCGGCGGCCGAACUGUCCUAGAGGCUUAGGGAUCUGAAUCCUUCUCGGGGAAACGGGGAAACGCCGGACCAUGGGCGUCCAGGAGCGGGAAGCACAGAGGUGGCGGGGUUGAGCCCCGCUGAGACCUCUGGGCCGGCCAUGGGCGACCGCGAGCGCAACAAGAAACGGCUGCUGGAGCUGCUACAGGCUACAGGCACCGGCAACGGGCACUGCGCCGACUGCGGGGCAGCGGAUCCUGAUUGGGCCUCUUACAAGCUGGGGAUUUUCAUCUGUCUCCACUGCUCUGGCGUCCACCGCAACUUCCCAGACAUCAGCAAAGUUAAAUCCGUGAGACUGGACUUCUGGGACGACAGUAUGGUGGAGUUCAUGACUCACCAUGGGAACCUCAAUGUGAAAGCCAAGUUUGAAGCAAGAGUCCCAGCUUUCUACUAUGUCCCUCAGGCCAACGACUGCCUGGUCUUAAAGGAACAAUGGAUUCGAGCUAAGUAUGAAAGACAGGAGUUUAUGGCUAAUGACAAAGCUGUCUCACACCCAGGUAACCGAGAAGGGUUCCUGUGGAAGCGAGGACGGGACAACGCACAGUUCCUGAGAAGACGGUUUGUCCUUCUGUCGAGGGAAGGCCUCCUGAAGUACUACACAAAGGAGGAGGGUAAAGCCCCAAAGGCUGUCAUCAGCAUCAAGGACUUAAACGCCACCUUCCAGACAGAGAAGAUCGGACAUCCCCACGGGCUGCAGAUCACCUACAGGAAAGAGGGCCACACCAGGAACCUGUUUGUUUAUCAUGACAGUGGGAAGCUCGUGCCUCUCAUCACCAGGAACUACCUCAAACAAGGCUUCAUGGAGAAGACUGGUCCAAAGCAUAGAGAACCCUUCAAGAAAAGAUGGUUUGCCUUGGAUCCGCAGGAACGGAGGCUGCUCUAUUAUAAGAACCCCCUGGAUGCUUUUGAGCUGGGCCAGGUUUUUCUGGGAAGCAAUGAGCAGGGAUAUGAAGUAUGGGAAGAUCUGCCCAAGGGCAUCCGAGGGAACCGCUGGAAGGCUGGACUUACCGUCAUCACUCCGGAGCGGAAAUUCAUCUUCACCUGCCCCACUGAAAAGGAACAGCGAGAAUGGCUGGAGAGUCUGCGGGGCGUCUUGUCCAGUCCCUUGUCGCCCCUCCACCUCCUCACCGCAUCAGCAGAGACUGGCUGUGGCCUGGGGUGACCCAUCUCGGAGGAUCUGGCUGGCUACUGAGCAUCUGAAGUCCUGGAGAAGAGUUCACCUCAGCCCUAGUUGUCCAGAAGGAAGCCCCGAGGCCAGCAGCUGCCCCGCUAGUGAACUCCAUCAAGACUCAGGGUGUGGUUGAUCCUACGGCUCCCCGUGAUCCUUCCAGCAAACACUCCUCAGUCUUGAGGAGCUGGUAUGGAGAAGAAUUCAGCUCUCCAAACUUAGAAGUCCUGAAGGGUUCCUCAUAACUGCACCAAGAGCUGGCCAUGGUGACGCAUACCAGGCAAGAGGCGAGGGUGCCAUGAACCCAGUGACAACCUGGACUACACUGGGGGUUCAGUCCAGCCUGAGUUACAUAGCAAGACCUUGUCUCAGAAACAAACAAACAAACAAACAAACAAAUAAACCAAAAACCAGAACAGAGAAAACAGCACUCAGGAGGCAGAGACUGGCAGAUCUGGGACAGUCACAGCCAGGGCAGGUUACACUGAGAAACCCUGUCUAGAAAAACUAAAAACAACAACAACAACAACAAAAAACAGAAACAAAAGCAAG